Molecule: messenger RNA, 1386 nt
Organism: Saccoglossus kowalevskii
Lineage: Eukaryota; Metazoa; Hemichordata; Enteropneusta; Harrimaniidae
Biological process (GO): protein O-linked glycosylation via fucose
Molecular function (GO): peptide-O-fucosyltransferase activity
Source: RefSeq, a predicted model, not a curated record
AUGAAGACAUGCAGGUUUUACGCAUUGUUGCUCAUAAUAUUGAUAGUAGCCAUUUCGUCUCUUAGUUUUCGCGAAAAAAACGUCGAAAUCGAUUUACAUCUCGCUGAUGUCGACGCGCUUCAGAUGCCCGGCAAUGAAUAUGCCGUAACGGGAAGCAGACGGCCUGACAUGGUUGAAUCGCCCAGUUACGAAGAUGAACAGUUCGCACGGACCACACCCUGGUACGAUGUUAAUGAUGACGAUGUUGAUUUCACGACUAUAAAACAGCAGAAAGUAAGCACACUCUCCUCUGGAAAUAAGAGCCCUCAGCGGUUGCGAUAUCUGUUGCCGAUAUAUGUACGAGGAGGCGGUCCUAACUGGCAGUACAACAACUUCAAAGCAGCAGUAAGAUUGUCUUUAUACUAUAAUAGAACGGUGGUGGCAGUACCAUUCCUCGGACACAGAAGUCACCAUGGCGACUUCAGAGACUUCCAGCAAACGUUUGAUAUCGAUUACUUGCGGGAGCUUUUACCUGUGGCCACUUUACAGGAGUUUCAGCGUGACUGUAGAGGGCGGGUUGAUGCGAUUCUCACCCCGAGCACCAUUUUCCCGACCUUCAUCGCUAUGUAUGAAACCCACUACAACGGAUCACGUGACACCUUCCGUAAGACUUGGGGGAUAGAACUCCCCGAAUUUGCUUCCAUUCCUGAAACUGACGAAGAGAGAAGGGAAGUGUUCGACAAAACCAGAGAUGUCGAGUGUCUUGGUAUCUUUCACCCCAUUAACGUGUUUGGACUUGAGGUCCCUGAUGGACUUGAAUACGAACCAUGGGCGGACAUCCCGAUGGAUAGCACUAUUUCGCGGGCGACGUAUAGCCACGUUCGAAGGGCGCCAUUGAUCAGAAAGCUGGCUGAUAUUGCUCUGGAUGGGAUAUGUGAAAACGAGCCAUUCAUGGCAAUUCACUGGCGGAACAAAACAGGGGAACGGUGCAUGAAUCCAUCGGGGAUAGAGAAGGUGUGUAGGCGUAUCUUGCCGAUGUUUCUGAAUGCUACGAAGAAUAUUGUCGUUAAAGGUAUCGCAACAAUAGCUCACCGGAAGCAGAUAAAAUGUAUAUACAUCGCACGGCCAUCUUAUACAAAUAAAAUUGACGCCUGGAUCGCUGAAGAGAUUGAUCGUGUGUUCACAGCCGAUGAUAUCCUAUUGAUGAAAGAUCCCAGGUUAUCAGUUCUGAAGGACGAUAACUACGUGUUGUCAUUGGUUGAACAGGAAAUAUGUGCAAGAUCCAAUUUAUUUGGUUCGACGUGGCUGUCCAGCUGGUCGAAAUUUGUCGCCGAAGAAAGGAAAACCGGAGUGUUCUACUUUUAUCCAUUCCCUGGCCUCACCGAGGAAAUUUCACUGCUGGUAUAG